AUGUCGCCGUGUACAUUCCUGUUGGUGUUUCUCCUGUUCUCGUGUAUCAGGGGACUGGGUCGUGCGAACUCGGCUCAACGAUCGAUUGAGCACCACAAUGGUGUAACAAAACGGAGGCUGCCACAAAGCGUGGGCAUAGAAAAAAACAUAGGAGUGCAAUAUAAAAACGUUUCAUUCAGUGCACGCGCUACUGGCCCCUUCGCUGUGCAACAGUCUCAGACGGGGCCGAAUUUCGUUCAACUUACAAGUACGUCUCAGGUGCCCCGGCGGCGCCGGCGGCAACAAGAAAGGAACGUCAACUCUGAAGAACCGCCGAUGAGAUCCGGUAAUCGACGCUGGGGAUGGCUCUCUCCGCGGGCAUGGCUUCGAGGAGCAGCAAGUCGUUUAGGUCGAGGUACCAACAGUAGACGAUGUAACGAAUCUCCGGAGAUCGUGCUGCCCCCGGGCAUUGCCGUCAUAGCGUCGUUGCUUCAGCAGCUCAGGGAGGAGAUCGAGAGAUUCAGCGUACAACAACGGAACAAACCACAAUUGGAAAGAGCAGUAAAGGCGGAGUUCUUUAGGCUGGGAACCACAAAAACUCUAGUAUCAAAAGCAUGCGGGCUCCCGCGAACCAUAAAAUUUGAAGCAAUUAUUAGUUCUGGUACUUGGUCCACUGUCUGGCGGGUGACUGAUAUCCGCGAGAAAAAGCAGUAUGCUUUGAAGAUACGUCGACUGCGUGGUGCGCUUUCGGGGAAGGCCGGAUACACGUCAAUUCUAAAAGAAGGCCAGUCCAUGAUUGAGGUUUCUCCGGCUUAUACCUUCGAAAGCUUGAAGCUGAUGGUCGCUUUGGACAUCCUCAGGCUUGAAGGCGUUCCGCAUUUCGUCAAAGAAACCGACUCUCGUCACACAAUUGCUAACCUCUUCCUGCUGAUGCCACUCGCUAAGACGGACCUUUUAUCAUUCUUGCAGGCGCUGUUCUCCAGACCUCCGAUAAGCGAAAGCCCCUCCGGGUUCCAAGCCCGCCUGAAAAUAACCGCUGAAUCUGUCACAAUCGUGGCGAACUUUCAGAGGCCAGGUGUUGUUCACGGAGAUAUACAGCCACAAAAAAUGUUGAUUAUGCCAAAUGGAAGUGUUGUGCUAGGUGGUCCCCUAGAUAUCCACUACCCUGGUACCCGCCGCUCCCCCGAUGUAUUUACUGUGCCGUACCUGCCUCCGGAGCUUUUAGAUGAAGAAGGCGUUUAUUCAUACCUAACAGAUUCAUGGCAGCUGGGCUUGACAUUAUACCAGAUAUGGUGUUUGCGACUACCGUUCGGGCUGAUGACGCCUGUUGUUGCAGAUGAUCCUGACUACUAUAUCGUAGAAGAAGUACUGCGAAAGCCCGAUGCCGAGCUCUCGUUUGAACAAGCAGGAUGCGUCGCGAAUAUUCCAGAAUAUGUAGAGUCGUUGAUAAAGCAAUUACUUCAGUUCAAUCCAGAAAACCGCUUGACACCUGCUCGUAUCCUCGUCAGCAGGGACUUCAACCGACUCCGGGCGCACGUUGAUCAUUUGGAGCGAUCCGCGCGAAAGCCAGUGGACAUCCCUCCGCCACGAGCUCCCAGACUUGUUGGGUGGGGCCCUCCGGGGUUACAGGACGGAACGGAAUUGCAGGGUAACAACACCAGCCUUGAAUCACAGAACUAG
Molecule: messenger RNA, 1659 nt
Organism: Neospora caninum
Lineage: Eukaryota; Apicomplexa; Conoidasida; Eucoccidiorida; Sarcocystidae
Exons: 1
Coding region: 1-1659 (552 amino acids)
Biological process (GO): intracellular signal transduction; peptidyl-serine phosphorylation
Molecular function (GO): ATP binding; protein serine/threonine kinase activity
Source: RefSeq, a predicted model, not a curated record